CGACUUUCCACCACUUUUUUCCACCUGGCAACACUUCCAUCGGUGUUUUUCGGCAUAGAGCAUUUUUUAUCUGCAAAAAGGACAAUUUUUUUUUAGUGCAAUGGAAGGUGCAGUUAAGCUCAACAACUCCAGUAACGCAUCGCCGUUGCCGCAGCGCCAGCUGAGGGGCAACCUAGCCAAUAAGAAUCUCGGCAAGCACACUGCCCCGAAGCAAAACGCCGCAAGCGAUGGUAAUCCUGCCGAAAAAAAGCCUCGAUUUGGGCCGAACACCCAGAAUGGAGGUGGAGGUGGAGUAGCCGGCGGUGGUGGAGGCGGUGGUGCCGGAGGCGGUGGCCGAGGCGGAUUCACCGGCAACCGCGGCAAUCGAGGAGGCAACCAAAAUCAAAACCGCCAGGGUUUCCAGGUUGCAAAUAAUGCCAAUCAGAAGCAGCCGAACGAAUCGCCGAAGCCGGCUGCGAGCAAUGCGCCCGCAAAGAAUAAUGACCCCACAGACGCCGCCAACCCAGUGCAGCCGAGCCAGAACGCCAGCCAGGGACAGGGCAAUCAAGGAGGCCAAGGGAACCAAGGUAACCAGGGUGGACAAGGACAGGGCUUCAGAGGACGUGGCCCAAAUCAGCCCAAUCAAAAUGCCAACCAAGGACAAGGCCAGGGAAACCAGGGCGAUCAAGGUAAUGCCGGCAACCAAGGAGGCCAGGGCUUUAGAGGACGUGGUGGUGGCGGCGGAGGAGGUGGCCAAAACCAAAAUAUCAACCAGGGAAAUCAAGGAAAUCCGGGAGAGCAAGGAGGCCAAGGCAACCAAGGAGGCCAGGGUAACCAAGGCGGACAGGGCUUCAGAGGACGCGGCGGUGGCGGUGGGCAAAACCAGCCCAAUCAGAAUGCCAACCAGGGGCCAGGUCAGGGGAAUCAAGGUGGCAAUCAGGGAGGAAACCAAGGCGGCAACCAGGGAGGAAACCAAGGAGGAAACCAGGGAGGACAAGGCUUCCGAGGACGUGGCGGCGGCGGUGGUGGCGUUGGCCUCAAUCAAACGAUCGGCGGCGGUGGAGGUGGAAACCAACAGCAGCGUGGUAACCGCGGCAAUCGCUCUGGAGGACCUGGAGGCAUGAACAACACCAUGGGUGGCGGUGGCCAACGCGGCGGCGAAGAUUUCUUCAUUGCCCAGCGUCUGCGCAGCAUUGGCGGACCCACCCUCGAACUGCCGCCCAUUGAGGUGCCCACCGAGACCAAGUUCUCUGGGCGCAACCGCCUGUAUGUGGGCAACCUGACCGGCGACAUCACCGACGAUGAGCUGCGCGAGAUGUUCAAGCCGUACGGCGAGAUCUCCGAGAUCUUCUCGAACCUGGACAAGAACUUUACAUUCCUGAAGGUCGACUACCAUCCAAAUGCCGAGAAGGCCAAGCGCGCUUUGGACGGCUCCAUGCGCAAGGGACGCCAGCUGCGCGUCCGUUUUGCACCCAACGCCACCAUUCUGCGCGUGAGCAAUCUCAACCAGUUUGUGUCCAACGAGCUGCUGUACCAGUCCUUCGAGAUCUUCGGACCCAUUGAGCGCGCCAGCAUCGUCGUGGACGAUCGUGGCAAGCACACCGGCGAGGGCAUAGUGGAGUUCGCCAAGAAGUCCUCGGCCAGUGCCUGUCUGCGUCUGUGCAAUGAGAAGUGCUUCUUCCUUACGUCCUCGCUGCGACCAUGCCUGGUGGAGCCGAUGGAGGUGAACGAUGACAAUGACGGGCUGCCGGAGAAGGCGUUGAACAAGAAGAUGCCCGACUUUUGCCAGGAGCGUAGCAUCGGGCCUCGCUUCGCCGACAUGAACUCGUUUGAGCACGAGUACGGAUCGCGAUGGAAGCAGCUGCACGGCCUGUUCAAGAGCAAGCAGGACGCCCUCAAGCGUGAGCUGAAAAUGGAGGAGGACAAACUGGAGGCCCAGAUGGAGUACGCUCGCUAUGAGCAGGAGACGGAAUUGCUGCGCCAGGAGUUGAGGAAGCGUGAGGUGGAUAACGAGCGCAAGAAACUGGAGUGGGAGAUGCGCGAGAAGCAGGCCGAGGAGAUGCGAAAACGCGAGGAGGAGAACAUGCGUCGUCACCAGGGCGAGCUGCAGAGUCACAUGCUCCGGCAGGAGGAGGACAUGCGCAUCCGUCAGCAGGAGAGUGCGUUGCUGCUGCAGGCCAAGCAGCUCAACUCGAUGCUCGAUCUGCAGGAGGGAUUCGGAGGCGGCGGCAGCAACUCCGGCUUCGACAAUUUUGGGGCGGAAUCACCAUUUGAAGUAUUUAGAAACAACAACAGCAACAAUUCCACAAUGGUUGGAAACAAUGCUGGUCCCGGCGGUCAGGAUAAGCUGGAGCCUUUUGAAUUCGGUGCUGGCGGAAAUCAACGCGGCAACAACAUCGGCGGAAACAAUUCACCGUGGGGACGCCGACGUUUUUAGACACUGAACCCACAUUACGCGAUAAACAAAGAUAAAAGAACGUAAUCUUAUUGAUUAUGCUUUAUAUUGGACAUUUUACUCGACUGCGAGUUAGCAACAUAACAUUACACAAAGGGAUCGUGUAAGCGAAUAUGCGGCAGACUUAUAAUAUCAUUUGAUUUCAUACUUUGAAAACUAUAAUAAUCGUCAACGGUCUCAACAAGGAAUCCACCAUGAAGUAAUAAUAAGGAAAUGACAAAAGAAAAACCUUAUGGAAUUCACAAUCCAAACCCAAAGGGCAUGCUUACAAGAUGUGCAGUAUUGCAAAUAGGAAAACACUUAAAAAAUUCCCACUCAUCUUUUAACCAUUACGUACAUCUAUUUAAUCAUAACGAUAAUUUUAGAUAUAUGUAGUGACUAUCUCCAGUAACAAGAUUACUUUUUGUCUAUCAUUCAAUUAAAUACAUGAAGAUAUGACUGAAUUUAUAUUUUAUUCGCCAGAGAAUUCAUUAUAGGGGUCUAGCAUCACAUUUGAAAACCUGGAUGGGAGUAUUUUACAUGUAUUAUUUGAGUUACCACCCCCGCUUGAAUUUCGGUGUAUUUUGUAAUUAUACCUGUGUACUGAAUUAUUUUUAAUAAAAAUGGCUCGAUACUCAACAAUA
Molecule: messenger RNA, 3057 nt
Organism: Drosophila biarmipes
Lineage: Eukaryota; Metazoa; Arthropoda; Insecta; Diptera; Drosophilidae
Product: protein no-on-transient A
Exons: 1
Coding region: 101-2416 (771 amino acids)
Biological process (GO): regulation of DNA-templated transcription
Cellular component (GO): nucleus
Molecular function (GO): RNA binding
Source: RefSeq, a predicted model, not a curated record